GAGACAGAGAGAGAAGGAAGAAGAGAGAGAGGGAGAAGAGGAAAAGGGUAGAGGGAAAGGGUUUUUUCUUUUGUCUGGGUAAUGUAGGGGAACAUAGGGGCAAGCAAAAAAUUCAUACCCUUGUUUGGUCUCUGAGAAACUCAACAUCCUGCACUAACCCAGAAAAUCCCUCACCUUUCCUCCUGCAAGCUUUUUUCCUGUUUGUGGGGAUUUCAGGGUUUCUUUUCUUUUUCGGUUUUGCCGAGUUCCUUCAUCAAGCUAAGCUUCUCACCGGCCACUUCUUUUCCGGCCAACUGGCCGGAAGUUCAACCGAUCUGUAUUUUCUACCUAUUGGGUAUGGAGGAAAUGCUUUGAAGUUUUCUGGGUCAGGUGGGUUUGAAGUAAAGUUCCGGACUUUGAUGAAGCGUAGCUUUUGAAUCAGCCUAAGACAAGGGAAGAAAGGGAGCUAUGGGGAAGUGAAUAUACUCCGGAUCAGCUUCGUCUUUACUCCACAAAUCAGUACCGGAAAGAGGGGUAAAGCAAAAAAAAGUAGAAGGCAAUGAAAACGCCGGCGAACGGCGCCGGAGCCGCCGUCCUCUCUUCCUCCACCGCCACCACUACCACAGCUAAUCCAGCUGAAGCAGCUAGUGUUGUGACUUGUGAGCCGGCUGUUUUGUCGCUUUUCCUCCAUUUCCCCCCUUCCUUUCCUGUUAUAAGAUUUUUUCUUGGGAGCCAAACAAAGAGGAGAGAUGGCAGAGAAAGGAAAAGUUGUCUUUCCAUCUCAGAUAGGGAAAUGAAAAGGAAGAUAGGGGAUCUUGGAAGGAAUGGGUGGUUGAGAUUCAGUGCGAACCAUUCUGCUGCUGCUGCUGAUAAUAUUGAUGAGGAUGAUGAUGAUGAUGCAGGGUCAGCAGAGAAGAAGACCAUAAACGUUGAGCUAUGGCAAGCUUGUGCUGGACCUCUGGUGAACUUGCCAGCCGCAGGCACCCAUGUCGUUUACUUCCCUCAAGGCCACAGUGAACAGGUUGCGGCGUCUAUGAAGAAGGAUGUGGAUGGACAAAUUCCAAACUACCCCAAUCUCCCUUCCAAGCUGCUAUGUCUCCUUCACAGUGUUACAUUGCAUGCGGACCCAGAAACAGAUGAAGUUUAUGCUCAGAUGACCCUCCAACCUGUUCCCUCUUAUGACAAGGAAGCAUUACUGAGAUCGGACCUUGCACUUAGGUCAAACAAGCCGCAACCAGAGUUUUUCUGUAAAACAUUAACAGCAAGUGAUACUAGUACUCAUGGAGGCUUCUCUGUGCCUCGUCGAGCGGCUGAAAAGAUUUUCCCACCCCUUGAUUUCUCUAUGCAACCACCUGCUCAAGAAAUUGUGGCCAGGGAUCUACAUGAUAAUGUUUGGACUUUCAGACAUAUCUACCGUGGACAACCAAAGCGACACUUACUUACAACAGGCUGGAGUCUCUUUGUAAGUGGAAAGAGGCUUCUGGCUGGUGACUCGGUCUUGUUUAUUAGAGAUGAAAAGCAGCAGCUUCUCUUGGGAAUCAGACGUGCUAACAGGCAACCUACCAAUUUGUCGUCAUCAGUUUUAUCAAGUGACAGCAUGCACAUUGGUAUCCUUGCUGCUGCAGCACAUGCAGCGGCUAACAAUAGCCCCUUUACUGUGUUCUACAACCCAAGGGCUAGUCCAUCAGAAUUUGUUGUUCCAUUAGCCAAAUACUACAAGGCUGUCUAUGGCAACCAAGUGUCACUUGGCAUGCGCUUCCGGAUGAUGUUUGAAACUGAGGAAUCUGGAACGAGAAGGUACAUGGGUACGAUUACUGGUAUUAGUGAUCUUGAUCCUGUAAGAUGGAAGAAUUCACAGUGGCGUAACUUGCAGGUGAUCGGAUGGGAUGAGUCAACUGCAGGGGAAAGGCGCAAUCGCGUUUCUGUUUGGGAGAUCGAACCAGUCACUGCUCCAUUUUUCAUAUGCCCCCCUCCUUUCUUUAGAUCCAAGCGUCCAAGACAACCAGGAAUGCCAGAAGACGACUCUUCUGAUUUAGAUGGCAUAUUCAAGAGGAGCAUGCCGUGGCUUGGUGAUGAUAUCUUAAAGGAUCCCCAAAAUCUCCCUGGCCUAAGCUUAGUUCAAUGGAUGAACAUGCAACAAAACCCGUCACUUGCUAAUUCGAUGCAGCAAAAUUACAUGCAAUCCAUGUCAGGUUCUGUUCUUCCAAACCUUGGCGCAGCUGACAUUUCUCGACAGUUAGGGUUUUCAUCAGCACCUCAAAUUCUUCAGCCAAACAACUUCCAGUUGACUUCUCCAAGGCUACCUCAGCAAGGUCAACAGUUUGAUCAUCAGCUGACUAAAAUGCCACCCUCAAGCAUGAACCCAUUGGCCUCAGUUGUACAACCGCAACAGCAACAUGUCACUGAUGGGUCUCAACAACCUAGGGCAAAUUUAAGCCAAGUUCAAUCCCAGAUUCUGCAGCCUCAGUCUAUGGGCCAGGCCAAUGGUAAUUUGCAGCAACAGCAACAGCAACAGCAGCAGCAGCAGCAGCAGCAGCCACCUAUUCAAAGUAAUCAUCAGCUAGCUAGAAAUCUUUCUCCUAGCUUUCAGCAGCAAAGUCAAAUGCAACAUGUUUUAGGUCAGAACCAACAUCAAGGCCUCAUCAUGCCAAACCAGUUGCCUGAUCAAGUUAACCAGCAUUUUCAAUUAUCUGAUAAUCAGAUUCAGCUUCAGCUGUUGCAAAAGCUUCAGCAGCAGCAGCAGCAGUCACUCUUAGCUCAGCAGCAACAGCAGCAGCAGCAGGUGUCACCGUUAGCUUCUCAGACUCAGUUGCAAGACCCACAAAGACAAUUAGUGGAUGCAUUCCAAAGCUUCUCGAGGUCCAUGAGCUCCAACCAAAUGUUGGAAAUGCCUCAAGCUUUGACCUCUUCCAUCCCACAGCCAAGUACUGCUCAACAGCAGAUAGCUAAAAGCAACAACCAAGUGAAUGCUCGAUUUUCUCAUCAGCCACAUCAGCAGAAACUUCAGCACCAACAGCCUGAAAUCCCUGGGCGUACAUUGGGAGUACCUCCAAGAUCGACAAUAAAUCAGCUCUCUGUAGCUGGCGGUAGCAAUAAUAUGUUGACAGCUGGAGGAGCAGGCCAAUCAGCAAUCACUGAUGAUGUGCCAUCUUGCUCUACUUCGCCUUCUACCAAUAACUGCCCAAAUCUGGUUCAGCCAAUGAUGAACGGUUAUCGAAGCACUACGUUGGCAGAGGACAUUUCUCCAGCUGCUGGCACACAACUUUUGAGUCCUGGUGCAUUUUUGGACACAAUGUCUGGUGCUAACCACCUCAUGAUGAAAGACAUGCAGCAGCAGAGAUCUGAUGUUAAGCCAUCCCUUAACAUCUCCACCAAGAAUCAAAACCAGGGAUUUUUCACCCCCCACUCGUAUGUGAACGGCACCACAACUACUCCGGCUGAUUAUUUAGACACUUCAUCUUCAACCUCAGUCUGCCUGUCUCAGAACGACGUACAGCAGUUGCAGCAGAAUAACAACCCCACGUCCUUUAAUUCACAGUCGAUGCUGAUGAGAGGAGACACAAGCCAAGAUGGAGGAGAACUUCCAGCGGCUGAUCACAGGAGUAAUAAUGCGCCAUAUGGAAUCGGCGUUGAUGAUGGGCAAGGCCAACUGGUUGGCAUGCACAUGAGUUCUGAUAAUUUGUUAUCAAAGUCUAUGGUGGGACUGGGGAAAGAUUUCUCAAAUAAUCUCCCUUCUUCUGGGGGCUUGCUUGCUAACUGUGAAAAUUCAAACUCGAAAGAACCUCAGCCGGAACUCUCGUCAUCCAUUGUGUCUCAAUCAUUUGGAGUUCCGGAUUUGGCGUUCAACUCAAUCGACUCCUCGAUCAAUGAUAGCACCUUCUUGAACAGAAGCUCUUGGGCACCUCAACCCCAGUUUCAGCGGAUGAGGACUUAUACUAAGGUAUAUAAACGAGGAGCUGUGGGGAGGUCAAUCGAUAUCACCCGUUAUUCAGAUUACGAUGAGCUUAAGCACGAUUUGGCUCGUCGGUUUGGAAUAGAGGGUCAGUUGGAAGAUCGUGGGAGGGUAGGAUGGAAGCUUGUUUAUGUGGAUCAUGAGAAUGAUGUCCUGCUAGUAGGGGAUGAUCCUUGGGAAGAGUUUGUGAGCUGCGUCCGAUGCAUCAAGAUUCUUUCACCACAAGAAGUGCAGCAGAUGAGCUUGGAUGGAGAUUUCGACAACUCUGCCCUUCCGAAUCAAGCCUGUAGCAGUUCAGACAAUGGCAAUGCAUGAUGAUUGAUGAGAACACCAGUGGAGGGAUGGUCUCUUUUUGCUUGUUCCAUCAAGUGCUAGCAAUAUUCAUGUUCCACCCAUGCUUGGAACCAGUAGUAGAGAAAUUCUGUUCAUAUUUGGGUAGCUUUCUUCUUUCGUCUAUACUCCCACGCCAAUCGGCCUGCUGCCACGCCUCAACUGGGCGUUUCGCUGACAGAGCCAGCUCAAGCUCCCAAAGCUCAAACAACUGUAAGAAUUUUUUCCAGGUAGAGUUAGAGCUUGGAGAGAGUAAAUAAUGUAGCUUUUUCCAGUCAGUGAAGAAUCCAGUUUGGGCGUGUAGUUGUAAAAGGUUCAUGGUCUGUCAUUUCCCCCCACUUAGAACGUGGAAGCUAUGAUAUUAUUGUCGUCCAGCUAUUUGAGUGUAUAAAAUGUGCAGGCUUUUCUAAAUUUUCGAGUUCCGAAGUUGAAAGGAAAUGAAUUGAUCUGAGUCCAUCUCGACUGUGUAUUCUGCACUUACUUUUCUGCUAGCGAUUCAAUCACUCUUGGAAAGAAGC
Messenger RNA from Linum tenue, 4779 nucleotides. NCBI's taxonomy places the organism in Eukaryota, Viridiplantae, Streptophyta, Magnoliopsida, Malpighiales, Linaceae. The record is from the annotation of a GenBank genome assembly.